AUGCUUGGAAGGAUCCUCCGGGCGCUUUUCAACUUUGUCUGCGGGUCGGAUUCUGCGCAAGCCCAGCAGAAGCCGCCUCAACAGCAAUAUCCCCCUUCGAAACCCCCGACUGUUCCUCAGCUUCCUGGGCACUACCCUACUCCUCACCAACAGUAUCCACCACCUAGGCCCGAACAUAAACCGACCAAACCAUCCAAACCAUAUGGCAAAUACGAGGACGACAACAAGAUCAACCAGGCCAAUGAAUACUAUAGAGAUUUACGAGCCCGUGCAAACGAAGAAGGUGACAAGAUGGCGCAAUGCUUCCAGCAGGGACAUGAAGCGUAUGCCCGUGGAGACGGUGCUUUGGCCAAGGAGUUCUCGAACAAGGGAAAGGCACACCAGAAGAACAUGGAGGCGUUGAAUAAGCAAGCCAGCGACUGGAUCUUUGAAGCAAACAAUAGGGAUAGCGGACCCGGCGAGAUCGACUUACACGGUCUCUAUGUCAAGGAAGCCAUCUCCCGCACAGAAGAGGCUCUAGAAGCUGCCAAGCGCAGGGGUGACACGGAACUAAAGCUCAUCGUCGGGAAAGGUCUUCAUUCUUCCAAUGGGGCCAAAAUCAAGCCGGCCAUCGAGAACUUGAUGAAAAAGUACCAAUUGGAUGCAGAGCUGGACCCCAACAACGGUGGAGUUUUGGUGGUACGGUUGAAUGAAACCCGGAGACGUUCCCGCAUGGGGGCUGACGAGAUCACACGGAGGAUCGAAAGAGGAGACGAAGGAUGCACAAUUAUGUGA
Molecule: messenger RNA, 774 nt
Organism: Coprinopsis cinerea okayama7#130
Lineage: Eukaryota; Fungi; Basidiomycota; Agaricomycetes; Agaricales; Psathyrellaceae
Product: cytoplasmic protein
Exons: 6
Coding region: 1-774 (257 amino acids)
Source: RefSeq, a predicted model, not a curated record